AAAAUCACAAAAUAAAUGACUAAACCGCACCCUAGGGUUGAAAAAGAAAAACCUAUUCUGUCCAAAGGUAUUCAUCAAUAUAGCAAAACCCUAGCAUCAAUUUGUCAUCUUGGGCCAAGGAGAAGAGCUGAAAAUCAGGAGCAGCAGCAGCAGAAGCAGCGGCAGGAGCAGCAGCAGCAAUCCAAAAUGAGUAAAGUGCACGGAUCAUUGGCCCGAGCAGGGAAGGUGAGAGGGCAGACCCCCAAGGUUGCCAAGCAAGACAAGAAGAAGAAGCCCAGAGGCCGUGCCCACAAACGCAUGCAGUAUAACCGCCGUUUUGUUACUGCAGUAGCUGGAUUUGGGAAGAAAAGAGGUCCAAACUCUUCUGAGAAGUAAUUGAUUAGGUGUACUAUGAUGGAGGAAAAUGAAUCAGGCCUGCAAGUAGAUCUAUUUUGGUGGAGGCUUUCGUUAAUGUAGGAAAUUUGUAUUUGAGGAUGGUUUUUGUUACUCAAAAUACUUUAUCUUGAUUGUAUUGUUCUGGAAGCACAUACAUAAUUCUUUUGCACAUUUUAAUUAUAACAAGUACUUUCAAUUAAAUGAAAAAUGAAAAAAAAAAGAUCUUAAAUUACAGUUA
Molecule: messenger RNA, 613 nt
Organism: Cryptomeria japonica (Japanese cedar)
Lineage: Eukaryota; Viridiplantae; Streptophyta; Pinopsida; Cupressales; Cupressaceae
Product: small ribosomal subunit protein eS30z/eS30y/eS30x
Exons: 4
Coding region: 16-375 (119 amino acids)
Biological process (GO): translation
Cellular component (GO): ribosome; cytosolic small ribosomal subunit
Molecular function (GO): structural constituent of ribosome
Source: RefSeq, a predicted model, not a curated record